CAAAAGCAACAUGAAACCUGUGUAUCUAUUACUCCUCUGCUCUAAUGUGGUAUGUCCGGUGAAACAUUCAUUGGUUAGUUUUGACACUGGUUCCUCUGGAAACCCAAACAUAUCCGAGUUUGUGGGUUUCCCAGUAAUUGAUGGCAUUCAGAUGGCUUACUACUGUGACAGCAGCAACAAGAUACUGGAAGCAAGACAGGACUGGGCGAAGAAAUUAUUAGAUACCAACCCUCAGAUGUUGGAGUCGCUCACUGACUAUUGUUUUGUGGAUCGGCCAAAUCUGUUCAGAUUAUGGAUUUCUAGUUUGAAGCAGCAGUUAAACCAAAGUAGAGCUGUCCACAUUUUACAGAUGAUAGAAGGCUGUGAAUGGGAUGAAAACACCGGAGAGAUUACUGGACUUUUACAGUACGGAUAUGAUGGAGAAGACUUUCUUAAAUUGGAUCUAAAGACGCUGAAGUGGAUCGCACUGAAACCAGAGGCUGACAUUAUCAAACAGAGUUGGGAUGCUGACACAACCAGAAUGAAAGACCGUGAAAAAAUCCUCACUAAGAUUUGUCCAGAGUGGCUGAAGAUGUAUGUGGAGAGUGGCAACAGCUCUCUGCAGAGAACAGUUCUUCCCUCAGUGUCUCUCCUCCAGAGGACUCCCUCCUCUCCAGUCAGCUGCCAUGCUACAGGUUUCUAUCCUAACAGAGCCGUCAUGUUCUGGAGGAAAGAUGGAGAGGAGAUCCAUGAAGGUGUGAAUCCUGGAGAGAUUCUCCCAAACAAUGACGAGACCUUUCAGAUGAGUGUUGAUCUGAAUGUUUCAUCAGUCACACCUGAAGACUGGGGAAGUUACGACUGUGUGUUUCAGCUCUCUGGUGGUGAGGACAUCAUUGUUAUCAAACUGAAUAAAACUCAGAUCAGCACAAACUGGGGCAAAAAAAUAUUUAACACUGAUGAAGAGACGUCCUCUGACAUGCUGUUCAACACCAUCGCUGCAGUCCUUGUUUUUGCUGUUCUCAUUCUCAUUGCUGCCGCUGGAUUUGCUGUUUGGAAAAAGAAGAAAGACAGACGGCCUACAUCUUCUCCUGACAAAGGAUCUGAGCUGUCAGAGCAACUAAAUCAACAAGGCUGACUGUCAUGUCUCCCUUCCCACCACAUCUCAAAAGGUUCUCUAUUAGACUGAGAGCCUGUCACUGCAGAGGGCAUUAUAGACUCAUUUACUCAUGAACUCACUUUGUGACGUGUUAUCCUGCUGGAAGGACAACAUGUUGACACGCUGGUCAUAAAGGAGUGGACAUGGUCAGCAACAUAGUAGUUACGGAUAACAAUCAGGGACGCUGUGGGGUAAUAUCCUCCGCUGCCAACACCAUCAACCAGCAGCAGAACAUCAGUGUUAUCUGCGAUGUGCAUUUCUGGACUCUUUAUGUUUGGUAAACUUUAUGUUUGGUGGUGGUUUGUGAUUGGAUAAACUUGUUUCUCUUCUGUUUGUUUUCAGCCUAGCAUCCACAGUUUUCAAGAUCUCAUGUUCAAAUUUUGUGUGAUGGUUGACAGCAAUGACAGCUUAAGCUGAUGUAAUUUUGUAAAAACUGUGUCUAGGUCAAGGCCACAUCCUUCAGCAGGAGUUGUGCUCUCUGAGUGCUUCUGCACUUCAGGUGCCCUGGCUAACAUUUCUUUCCAAAAAACACUGAACAAACAGGAGGACUCGGAGAAUGCAGCGCCCCACGGAUGGCAAGGGUUAUACUAAAACUUUACUGCUGUUGUUUGAUGUCUUCAUUACAACAUGCUGAAUUGGCUGAAAUCUUUCUAUAAGCUGUAAAAACCUGAGAUGAUUCCCUGAGAUUAUUCCCUUAUCCCCAGAUGAACAGAAUCAACUUUUGGAAAUUUACUUACCUGGAUGAUUGAGCAUGCAUCAAGAUGUAACUCUUCAUUGUUUUGUAAGCUUUACAAUUACAGUUUGUUUUGUGCACAUAGUCACGGCAGUUUUGAGCCUCAGUUUUGUAUUAUAUAACGGCAGGAGCUAGAAAUGUUGCUAUUAUUAUCCAUUUGGUGAGGAAACGUUCCGAUAUAUGUUUAGUAACCACUUUAGUAUUUGGUUUAUUAUUUAGCUUUUCCUUCUACUCUGUGACAUUGAGCAGUACAGGAUGUGAAAUAUUUAUGUUCAUUUCAUUGCAAUAAACAACUGCAUGAGAGAAGCAAGUCAAAGUCACUCUCGUGAUUCUUUCCCCCUGUUUUCAGGGGUAACAUGAACACGAUCCAUCAAAAUUGUGCGUAACAUAAAGUUUUUACUGAUUUUCACAUUUGGUGUGACCAGACAGACAAACAGAAGAGAUUACAUGCUCCCUCCCUUCGGGGAGCAUCAAGGAAGUUGUUUCUAAGUACUAAAGAUGUAACACUAUAUUUAAGUUUAUACUUUUAUAUAGAU
Messenger RNA from Pelmatolapia mariae (spotted tilapia), 2404 nucleotides. Its product is annotated as major histocompatibility complex class I-related gene protein-like. The transcript is spliced from 7 exons. NCBI's taxonomy places the organism in Eukaryota, Metazoa, Chordata, Actinopteri, Cichliformes, Cichlidae. Gene Ontology annotation, cellular component: external side of plasma membrane. Gene Ontology annotation, biological process: immune response. The coding region runs from base 11 to 1114 and encodes 367 amino acids. The record is from RefSeq and is a predicted model, not a curated record.